Messenger RNA from Rhipicephalus sanguineus (brown dog tick), 1633 nucleotides. RefSeq names its product arylsulfatase B. NCBI's taxonomy places the organism in Eukaryota, Metazoa, Arthropoda, Arachnida, Ixodida, Ixodidae. The transcript is spliced from 9 exons. Bases 1 to 1587 code for a protein of 528 amino acids. The record is from RefSeq and is a predicted model, not a curated record.
AUGUCUUACUUCGGACUGCUAUUGCUUCUGCCAUUGGCGCAAUGUACCAAAAGGCCUCCUGACAUAAUAUUCUUCCUAGCAGACGACCUGGGAUGGGACGACGUGAGCUUUCACGGGUCCUCUCAGAUACCCACUCCGAACUUGGACGCCCUCGCUGCUGACGGCGUCAUACUCAAGAAUUACUAUGCCCAACCGGCUUGCACGCCUUCGAGGUCUGCUCUGAUGACAGGCAUAUACCCAGUGCGCAUAGGCCUCGCGAUCGACGUAGCCGAGGCGUGGGCACUGCCAUCGAAUUUGCGGAUUCUGCCUCAAUAUCUUAAGGACCUCGGCUACGAGACUCAUCUUAUUGGGAAGUGGAACCUCGGAUAUUAUACAGAAAGCCUCACUCCCACUUUCCGAGGUUUCGACAGCUUUUACGGCUUUUACAACGGAGAAGAGGACUAUUACACCCACAGCAUCACAUACGCAAACCACACAGGUCUUGACUUUUGGUUGAACACCGACCCGGUGUGGUCUGUAAAUGGGACGUAUUCCACCACACUGUACACGGAGAGGGCUCAACAUGUCAUCGCCAACAGAGACAAGACAAAGCCGCUCUUUCUAAUGUUGUCCUACCAGGCAGUGCAUGGCUCAGACAUAGAAGGCCGCCCACAGGCGCCACAAGAAAACGUUGACAUAUUUGCCUAUAUUGGCGAACAGAAGAGAACAAUAUUCGCAGGUAUGGUGGACGCGAUGGACCAGUCCGUAGGCAAGGUGUUCGAGGCUCUAAGUGUCGCCGGCAUGCUGCAGAACGCAGUGGUCGCCUUCAGCAGCGACAACGGCGGUGCCCCAUUCGGUGAACAUGCAAGCCGCAGCUUCAACUGGCCGCUGCGUGGCGCUAAAGGCGCCGUUUGGGAAGGCGCCACCAGGUGCGCGGCUUUCGUAUGGAGCCCCCUGCUCCACAGCAGGCGCAGAGUGUCCCACCAACUUAUGCACAUCACUGACUGGCUGCCUACUCUGUACUCAAUUGGUGGAGGCAACGUAAAAAAACUCGGAAGGUUGGAUGGCUUCGACAUGUGGCGAUGCCUCUCUCAAGGAUCGCGUUCCCCUCGCCUAGAGAUGCUGUACAAUUACGACGAGUGGAUUUUCCACGCAACGGCGCUGCGCUUCUCUAAGUACAAACUGGUGCUUGACGGCAGUGACAUGUACAACGAGCGCUACCGUACGGCCGGGGGCCAACGUCCGUGGAAUGACCUGGACAAGCUGCUCGCCAAGUCUCAGGCGGCGAAAGUCCUAAGGAACUUCUACCACAAGAAUCAAUUGAUACUUCCCAGUGAUUGGAGGGACAGAGCGACACUGAAAUGCGGUAGAUGGUCGCCGAGAAGCUUUUCAGGCAACGACACCGUCUACCUGUUCGACAUAGUUGCAGACCCCUGCGAGCUGAACAAUUUGGCAGACACACUUCCGGAGAUCGUGGCGUUCCUGAAGGAACGAAUCGAGACGUACGCCGCCACUGCAGUUCCACCGUUGCACGCACCCAAAGACCCUGCCGGGUUUCCGGAGUAUCACAACGGAACGUGGGCACCCUGGUUGGAUUCAGUUCUUUGAAGAUAGUGCUGCUAUGUUAUAGGGAUACCGGGACACAAUGGCACCU